Messenger RNA from Aspergillus melleus, 2336 nucleotides. RefSeq names its product Zn(II)2Cys6 transcription factor domain-containing protein. Gene Ontology annotation, molecular function: zinc ion binding; DNA-binding transcription factor activity, RNA polymerase II-specific. Gene Ontology annotation, biological process: regulation of DNA-templated transcription. The coding region runs from base 1 to 1377 and encodes 458 amino acids. The record is from RefSeq and is a predicted model, not a curated record. NCBI's taxonomy places the organism in Eukaryota, Fungi, Ascomycota, Eurotiomycetes, Eurotiales, Aspergillaceae. The transcript has 3 exons.
AUGCCCUUCCCUAGUGCUGGCUGCCAGACCUGCAAGUCUCGGCGCAUCAAGUGCGACGGAACCCUUCCUGUUUGCCAGCGCUGCAUCAAAUCUCGUCGAGAAUGCUAUGGCAUGCGAGACGCAAAGUCUUUGGCCUUUGUACACAGCGAGAAUGACUUUGCCGAUGGGAAGGUCAAACGACCCAGGGGACCUCGAUCCAGACGUAACCUUCCUAGUCACCACCAUGACUCGGAUGAUACCAAAGCGCGAGCAAUGGCAUUCUAUUUCCAAAAUUUUCUACAGGCACCGAAAGAGACACCGGACCUCAUCCAGUCCCUGGCCGAUGAUUAUAUGGCUGGUCGAGAAUCGUUUGCAUCAUCGCAGCUACUUAAUACGGCCGUCUCGGCUAUGGCUCUCGGCACGUUUGCAAGGACGCAUCGGCAUGCCGAGGCGGAGGUCCAGGCGUUCAAGGCCUACGAGCAGGUUCUGCGUAAUGCACAGUCAGCCAUUCAGUCUCUUGACUCAGGUAAUGUAGAUGUUUGCCUCUUGGUUAUCUUCUUUAUGAGUCGUUUUUCUCAUCAUGAUGGCGCGUCCGCAGUUUUGAAAAUGUGGAAGGAGAGAUUUAGCCCUAGCCACCCACCCAGCGAUGUCAUAAAACAUACGAGACGUGGCAUGACUCGGUCUGCGCUACUAAGAACUCGAGCAUUGCCCGAUUGGAUGCGAGACGGCAGUGAAUUCGGUGAAUGCGGUUUAGAGUUGGCUUACGACAGGAUUAUGGUACGCAUACUGGAGCUCCGACAGCUUGCCCAAGACAUGACAUCGACAGAGGAGCUUAUAAUAGAGAUUUCGGCACUACAUCGGGCAUUGGAUGAGUGGAGAUCCGCAUUUCCCAAGAAGUGGAACUUCCGUCGCCACGAACUUUCUGAACCCUUGGGUCUCGAUCCUCAGGACUUCAAUUAUUCUCGAACCGUCUACAGCUACCCUAGUCCUACUUAUGCAGGGGUAUGGGCCAAGUACUACGCCACCAAGAUGCUUGUUGAAAAUAUACGCAUUAGUCUGAGUCCAACCCAUCUUCCAACCGCGGAAGCAUCCGACCAGACAUCAGACAGUUUGGCGUGCCUAGAAAGCUUCGCCAAUGACCUCGCCUCAACGGUGCCAUUCGCCUUGGAGCGAUUUAAGCUUGCAUGCUCACCUACGGAUGGCAUCUCAUUCAAUACGGAAGAUAUCAAGCCUUACAAUGCCACACUGAUCGCGUGGCCUCUGACCAUGGCAUCAGGCAUCAGCCGUCUGAAACCAGAUCAGCGGUCAUGGUUCAGAUCGGCAGUCGCUCGGAUCGGGAGAGUAGUUGGUGUCGGAGUGCUUGAGUGCGCAGAGACGGAGAAGUGGUUUGAUCUCUAAGGUUAAAUCACAUGCAGAAUGCUUUCACGCAAACACCACGGAGUCUAAAAGUUAUUAUCCUGCAACGUCUUCUUCACCACUUCCCUCUCCACCAUUCUCUUCAUCCACUCCUUCACAAGCGGAAACUGCUCAUCAUCAAACUCCUCCUUAGUCAAGAACAUCCCUACCAUCCUCUGCCACGGGAUAAAGGCCAGGUCCGCAAAGGACAACUUUCCUCCCACCAACCAAGCCCCCUCCUCGCCGAAUUCGUCCUUCUGCUUCUGCAAAUGACUCUCCAGUACACCAGUCACACGCUUGAUCUCGCCGACAUACCUCUCCACGGCACUGGGCACCUUCUCCGGAUGGAACUUUUUGAACCAAGUCAUCUGGCCAUAGUACGGCCCUUGACCAGUCGUUUGAAAGUACAGCCACUGCUUGGCGUGGUAGAACUGUGACGUCCCGGGUUGGAAACCCAGGCGAUGCUCUUUGUCAUACCUCUCGAUGAGGUACUCAAUAAUUGCGCCGGACUCCCAGAGCGUGAGACCCGUGUUCGGGUCCUGGAUAGAAGGAAGUCGGCCGUUCGGAUUCACGGCUAGAUAUUCCGGUUUCUUGAUGUCGGAGAACUGGAUGGGGUUGACAGCAAAUGCGAGACCCAAUUCUCGAAUGAGGAUCUCGACUUUGAGAGGGUUAGGGCCGGACUUGCCCCAGAGAGUGAUUGGUUGGGUUUCAGAAGUCAUGGUCGAUUCGCGGUCGGUAGUAUAAUGCGAUGUUUUCAAAUGAGGAUGCAAGGCAGAUCUUGAGGAUGAUAGUGAUGGUGAUAAUGCACCCCCAGCACAAUCAAGCCUAUUUAUACAUAUUGGAGCCCAGCUAUUUUACAAGACUUCAUCUAGUUGAGGUUGCAUUAUAAAUCCAACGAUAACCAACGAUGAAGCGAUUCAGAAUUCCCUCGCAAACAUCUCGCGGGUUUCUCCCGAUGCGGA